CUUGCGCCCAUGAACAUAAAUACCUCAUCAGUUCACCCUCCAUCACAACACCCAACGUCACUCAACUCUCUCUCUCUCUCUCUCUCUCUCUCAGUCAGAGCUCUAACACAAUCCUAGAAAUGGCCCUUACGAAGCCGAACAAACUACCACAAGCUGCAGUCAUCAAGCAAAUCCUCAAGAGAUGCUCAAGCUUAGGCAAGAAAUUGCACGGCUAUGACAUCAAGGACGGCCUCCCGUUCGAUGUGCCGAAGGGCCAUUUCACCGUCUACGUUGGGGAAAGCAGGAGCAGAUAUGUCGUCCCAUUAUCUUUCCUAUCUCAUCCCGAUUUUCAGUGCCUUCUCCAACAAGCCGAAGAGGAGUUCGGAUUCGACCAUGACAUGGGCAUCACGCUUCCAUGCGAGGAAGUUGUUUUUCAGUCUCUCGCGUCCAUGAUUAGAUGAGUCGGAGAUCAAGGAGAUGGUGUGUUAGGAUGGUGGGGUUUUGCAUAGAGAGAAGAUGUUCAAGAUGAAGCUCGCAAAAGACUGAAGCUUCUCUUUUUUUAAAUACUUCUCUCUGUGAUUAAUCCUAAUUUUUGGACCCAUUGGCAUUGGGUUCUAUUGUUUCUAACGGCUCUCUUACUUUUAAGUCCCAGAUAUAUUUUCUGGGCUUCAUUUGUAUAAAGUUGGAGGUUUUCCCUCAUCGAAGUGGGUUUUGCACUUGCUGCCUUUGAUUGAGAGGAGAAGAUGAGGACUAAAUGUAAGCUGUGGGUGAUUAAGAUGGAUUAAACGAAGAUGACUCUCUCUCU
This is a messenger RNA of Eucalyptus grandis, 784 nucleotides long. Its product is annotated as auxin-responsive protein SAUR50. NCBI's taxonomy places the organism in Eukaryota, Viridiplantae, Streptophyta, Magnoliopsida, Myrtales, Myrtaceae. The record is from RefSeq and is a predicted model, not a curated record. Gene Ontology annotation, biological process: response to auxin. Bases 120 to 440 code for a protein of 106 amino acids. The transcript has a single exon.